This is a messenger RNA of Gavia stellata (red-throated loon), 1716 nucleotides long. RefSeq names its product N-sulfoglucosamine sulfohydrolase (gene SGSH). The record is from RefSeq and is a predicted model, not a curated record. The coding region runs from base 16 to 1530 and encodes 504 amino acids. Lineage: Eukaryota; Metazoa; Chordata; Aves; Gaviiformes; Gaviidae. The transcript is spliced from 8 exons. Gene Ontology annotation, biological process: glycosaminoglycan catabolic process; heparan sulfate proteoglycan catabolic process. Gene Ontology annotation, molecular function: N-sulfoglucosamine sulfohydrolase activity.
AGCGCCGCCGCUGCCAUGCGGCCCUGGGCGCUGGCGCUGCUGCUGGGCGCGCUGCGCACCGGCGGGGCCCCGGCCCCGGCCCCGGCCCGCAACGUGCUGCUCCUCCUGGCAGAUGACGGCGGCUUUGAGAGCGGCGCCUACAACAACUCAGCCAUCCGCACGCCCAACCUGGACGCGCUGGCCCGGCGCAGCGUGGUCUUCCAGAACGCCUUCACCCCCGUCAGCAGCUGCUCCCCCAGCCGGGCCAGCAUCCUGACCGGCUUACCCCAGCACCAGAAUGGGAUGUAUGGGCUGCACCAGGACGUCCACCACUUCAACUCCUUUGACAGCGUGCGGAGCCUGCCCCGGCUACUCAGCCAAGCACGCGUCCGGACAGGGAUAAUUGGGAAGAAGCAUGUCGGGCCCGAGGCUGUCUACCCCUUCGACUUCGCCUACACAGAGGAGAACAGUUCGGUCUUGCAGGUUGGGAGAAACAUCACUCGAAUCAAAGCCCUCGUCCGGCAGUUCCUGCAGAGCCAGGACGAGAGGCCUUUCUUCCUCUACGUCGCCUUCCACGACCCCCACCGCUGCGGGCACUCCCAGCCCCAAUACGGGGCCUUCUGUGAGAAAUUCGGCAAUGGAGAGAGCGGCAUGGGCUGGAUCCCAGACUGGAAACCACAGCUCUACCGCCCGGAGCAAGUGCAGGUCCCCUACUUUGUUCCAGACACGCCGGCUGCCCGGGCGGACCUGGCAGCCCAGUACACAACCAUUGGGCGCAUGGACCAAGGGAUCGGGCUGGUCCUGGAGGAGCUGCGGGGUGCCGGCUUCCACAACAGCACGCUGGUGAUCUACACCUCCGACAACGGCAUCCCCUUCCCCAGCGGCAGGACCAACCUCUACCGGUCAGGCACCGCCGAGCCCCUGCUGAUCUCCUCCCCCGAGCACACCGAGCGCUGGGGGCAGGUCAGCCAGGCCUUCGCCUCCCUCCUAGAUCUGACGCCGACCAUUUUGGACUGGUUCUCCAUCCCCUACCCUUCUUACAGCAUCUUUGGCAGGAAGCGGGUGCAGCUCACCGGAAAGUCUCUCCUGCCAGCACUGGAGUCGGAGCAGCCCUGGGCCACCGCCUUCAGCAGCCAGAGCCACCACGAGGUGACCAUGUACUACCCCAUGCGAGCCAUCCAGCACCAGCAGUUCCGCCUCAUUCACAACCUCAACUACAAGAUGCCCUUUCCCAUCGACCAGGACUUCUACAUCUCGCCCACUUUCCAAGACCUGCUCAACCGCACCAGGGCCAGGCAGCCAACCCACUGGAACAAGACCCUGCACCAGUACUACUACCGGGACCGCUGGGAGCUCUUUGACUGCAGCCGUGACCCCACCGAGAGCCAGAACCUGGCCCCCGACCCCCGCUACGCCGCUGUCUUCCAGCUGCUUCGCGCGCAGCUCUUGAAGUGGCAGUGGGACACGGGUGACCCCUGGGUGUGUGCCCCCGACGCUGUCCUGGAGGAGAAACUGAGUCCCCAGUGCCGGCCGCUGCACAACGAGCUGUGAGCCUCGGCUCUGCCUGGCGUCCCCCAUUGCCACGGGACAGCCAUGCGCUGCCUGUCGGGCAUGAGGAGGGCGGAGCAGGAUCCCGGCUGGGCCAGUCCCCAAUUCCUGGGUGACACCCCGAGGCUCUGCUGUCUGUAUUGCAAACGCCGCCUGGCCCUGGAGCAUUCAGGGAUCCUCUGUUCUCGG